GGCGCUCGGAAGCUGCGGAGGGACGCGGGGUUUGGUUGACACGGCAGCUGCAGAAUGGUCGGCAGUGGCGGGAAGCGGCGGCCCGACAGGGAGGGCCAGCAGUGUGAAAAAACAGUUGCUGUGAAGAAAAGUAAGGCCUGUGAAGCUGAUGUCGCCAGUGACCUUCGAAAAGAAGUAGAAAAUCAUUAUAAGCUCCCCCUGCCUGAAGAUUUCUAUCAUUUCUGGAAGUUCUGUGAAAAACUUGAUCCUGAAAAGCCAGCUGAUUCACUUUCUGCAAGUUUAGGACUUCGCUUAGUGGGCCCUUAUGAUAUCCUUGCUGGAAAACAUAAAACAAAGAAAAAGUCAACAGACCUGAAUUGUAACCUUCACUGGAGGUUUUACUAUGAUCCUCCUGAGUUCCAGACCAUAAUUAUUGGAGAUAGUAAAACUCAGUACCACAUGGGCUAUUUCAGGGAUUCUCCUGAUGAACUUCCUGUGUAUGUUGGUACAAAUGAAGCAAAGAAAAAUUGUGUAAUUGCUCAAAGCGGAGAUAAUGUGUUUGCUGCAAUCAAGUUAUUUCUGAUGAAAAAGUUUAAAGAUAUAGCAGAUAAAAAGCAAGCUCGUCUUUUGAAGAGCAUAGAUGAAGAACUCACAGAAGCAGCCAGAGAACUUGGUUACUCACUCGAACAGAAGACCUUGAAGAUGAAACAGAGAGACAAGAAAGUUGUAACAAAGACUUUUCAUGGUGCAGGUUUGGUCGUCCCAGUUGAUAAAAAUGAUGUUGGGUACAGAGAGCUUCCUGAAACAGAUGCUGAUCUCAAGAGAAUUUGCAAGGCAAUUGUUGAGGCACCAAGUGAUGAGGAAAGACUGAAAGCUUUUGCUCCCAUUCAAGAAAUGAUGACUUUUGUGCAGUUUGCCAAUGAUGAGUGUGACUAUGGCAUGGGGCUUGAGUUGGGAAUGGAUCUCUUUUGCUAUGGUUCACACUAUUUUCAUAAAGUUGCUGGCCAGCUUUUACCUCUUGCGUACAAUCUGUUAAAGAGGAACCUGUUUGCAGAAAUUAUUGAAGAUCAUCUGGCAAACAGAAAUAGAGAGAACCUAGACCAGCUUGCAGCCUAAGUAAGAGGUGUUGACUGUGGGGUAUAAUUUAAAGCAUUAGUAUUAAACUUGCCAUUUUUAUUUUUGUUUUUAAGGAAUACAGAAAAUAAACUGAUGGAAACAUUUGCUAAAAA
Elephantulus edwardii (Cape elephant shrew) is the source of this 1208-nucleotide messenger RNA. RefSeq names its product chromosome unknown open reading frame, human C4orf27. NCBI's taxonomy places the organism in Eukaryota, Metazoa, Chordata, Mammalia, Macroscelidea, Macroscelididae. Gene Ontology annotation, cellular component: nucleus. Bases 55 to 1095 code for a protein of 346 amino acids. The transcript has 8 exons. The record is from RefSeq and is a predicted model, not a curated record. Gene Ontology annotation, molecular function: poly-ADP-D-ribose binding; histone binding. Gene Ontology annotation, biological process: DNA damage response; regulation of protein ADP-ribosylation.